Colletotrichum gloeosporioides is the source of this 1989-nucleotide messenger RNA. RefSeq lists its product as uncharacterized. The record is from RefSeq and is a predicted model, not a curated record. Bases 1 to 1989 code for a protein of 662 amino acids. Lineage: Eukaryota; Fungi; Ascomycota; Sordariomycetes; Glomerellales; Glomerellaceae. The transcript has 3 exons.
AUGAACGACAAGACGAAGACUCGGUCGCUAAUGCUCGAAGCUCAAGAGCUUCUUCUCGUUGCUCAUAUGAUUUACUUCGUUAUCAGCGUCAUGAAUUUGUUUAUUACUUGUUUCAUAAUCAUGGCCGUGAAAAAGGUGGCCUUUGGUUAUGAGCAUGUCCCUAAUGGCGAUGAACUGCCUGACGGAGAGGCCCCGGGCGACACUCCUUUGCAAAGCGGUGGCUUGGGAGGGGACGUGGCGACGUCUACGGCCUCCGACGAUACUCGCAGACAUGAGGAUGUUCCACAGAUGGUAAAUGAGAGCAGCAGCAAUACCGACACCAAUCUUGCAGUCGCAGCCUCGGAACAGGUCUCUGAACCUAGCAACAGUCUCCCGGACCAAGGACAUCCUAGUGGGCUUGGUCCAUUUGAGACAAGUCGAACAAGACAAAGAGUUAUCAAUGUCGAGGCUCCGAGAGCUGGCAGGCAGCCGCCAGUAGACAUUCUCUGGACACCCGAUUUGGUGAACGUGAACCUGGACUGUUUCUUCAGCGAUGAAGAAAAGCAACCUCGCGACACCUUCACAAAGCUAAUCCGAAAACAUCAGCAUGACAUCCUGACCAGUCGUUCGGGCAAAUUACCCCAUAUCACGGUGAGAAUGGCCUACAUACAAUCUAGGGCAGCCUUGGAGGGUCUGAAUAUGAACGGAGAAGUCCGCAUCCUCAUAGUCGGGCUGCGAACGAAGAAAAGUAGACGAGAGUUCCAUGCGUUCGGGAUGCGGCCAGAGAACAAGCAUUAUGUCCCUUUCAAACUCUGCUAUGCUCCGGAGACAGGGGCUAUAUUCCCAGCGGCAGUGGCGACGUGCGCCCUUAAGGAGAUCAGAGACACAACUCUGUGUGGUAGAUUGACCGUCAUCAGAAGCUCGAACUUGAGUCCCCGGACGUCGACAGUUGGAGGUCUUUUGAAGAUAAAGGACCAGUUCUUCGCCCUCACCACCAGCCGCAUGCCUGAAGACAGCGAUCAGAUGCUUGAGAAUGACAACAACAGGAUGACUGAGAAGCACAGUGACGCGGUACUAGUGUUUGACGACGAGGCUUUCGAGCGCGGUUGGAACUACCUAGACGAGGCGCUGCUCAGUAACUCUGACGACGAGGUAGAUGAUUCUGACACACAAGCGGGUGAUUCCCACGUUUUGGACGACGAUGGCGAAGAACGCGAGGAACUCGGUCGAGAUUCGAGUCAUGACAUGACCAUAGAUGGAGACUACGUCAUGUUUCGAGUCAACGAGGAACGAAUGCAAGCCGGAGAAGAUUGGCAGCUGGUCCCUGUGGAUCUUGAGCAUCUUCUCCCCAACAAAAUACCUGAGAGGGGCCGUAUGGGACCACCUCGGGAAAGUCCCUUCAUAGAAGACUUCUGCAAUGAGCCCAGUGGCCUAUUAAAGAAUAAUCUAGGGAAUCCCAGAAAGGUUUGGGUCAUCUCGGGAAUGGGCGACUUCAGGAGUUGUUGGAUGUGCCCAAACUCUUCUCAGAUGAUUUCGCCCGACGGGACCGAACAUCUCAAGGCAGGUGACUCUGGUUCUUGGGUUGUCGACCACACUCAUAGACUUCUUGGCAUCGUCGUCGCACGUUCACUCGGUGUCGGUUAUAUCGUUUCAUUCGCAAGCGUGCGACAGGAUAUCGAGAAAAGAAUGCGCUUGAACCCAAAAGCGGUGGAAUUGCCGGACAGAUUGGAGUCACGAAUCCGUCUCAACCCAUCUAACACUAACACAGGGAGCUCGAGGGGUCCAAGACGUUCUGUUCAAGUCGAUAUUCCUAGAGAAAGGUACAAUGUCGAGAACUUGAACGUGGCCAACGCCAGAGUUCAUUCUGGCCAGUAUCUUCACUACGUCAUUCCGAUAGCUGUGUGCUACAUGGCCCUUAUUCUUUUGAUGAAUUUCGGCCGAGAGUAUAGUCCGCGCAGCCAGCUUUUUGGGCAGGUGCUAGCCUUGCCAAUGUUGGAACUGGGGCUCUGA